AUGGCGUGUACUUUUGCUUCGAAAAGGAUCGUUCACGAGCGCCGUCAUCAGCCGAAAGAACGAACCGAUAGCGACGACAUGGUUGAAAGAAAGUUUCCAGGCCAGCGCAAGCACAAACUUGCGCAGCGGCGUUGCCGUGGCAACCGGCAGAAAGCCGCUGUUCGGUGCGCGGUGCGGAACGCAGCAGAAGACGGCGACGAUUGCCGGCCGGCCGGUGCGGAACAAGGCGAAGCGAGGCGAGGCGAGCUGAACUGUGAACCGCGUCGUCCGUCGAUCGCAUCGACGUCGCGUCGCGUCUGGGAGCGGCGUUGGGCUGUGGGAGUGCGCGGAGCCGUGUUUGCGCUAGGGUAUGCUGACAACGGUGGGCGGCGGCCGUCGCCGUCGCUUACGCGGUUGGCCGUUGGUCGGUGUUCGGCGCUCGGUGGCGGUAGUAUGGAAAAAAGACGCCAACGAACGAACGAACGAACGAACGCCGACAUGAGCGAUUCUGCUGCUGCUCUGCUCGCUGGCUGA
This is a messenger RNA of Soboliphyme baturini, 513 nucleotides long. The record is from the annotation of a GenBank genome assembly. Lineage: Eukaryota; Metazoa; Nematoda; Enoplea; Dioctophymatida; Soboliphymatidae.